AUGGCUUCCCUUGACAGAGUCCAAAGUGACCUGAACUUCUACAUUGGCGGGUUGUUUAAUUUGCGCCGCAAAGAAUCGCUCAAGGCCGCCAACAUCACCCAUGUCCUUUCCGUGCUGAAACUUCCUCUGGACGAGAAGCUGUUCGAAAAUUUUGCCCACAAAGUCGUGGAAGUGGACGAUGUUGACGACGAAAACUUGCUCGAGCAUUUCGAAUCUUGCAACAAAUUCAUUCAGGAUGGACUUGACGCGGGAGGUGGUGUCCUCGUGCACUGUGCCAUGGGCAAAUCUCGAUCCUCAACGGUUGCCUGCGCAUACCUAAUGCAGCGAUAUGGCAUCACGGCAUCCGAGGCUUUGAGCAGAAUUCGGGAAAGUAGGCCACUCUGCGAGCCGAACGAAGGUUUCUGGCAGCAGUUGGAACUCUACUUCCAAAUGGGGACUCCGGAUGACAUGGAAUCGGUACCAGCCUACCAGCGAUGGGUAUAUCUCCAAGAAGUUGCAUUGAGCCGGGCAUGCGGUCAAGCCCCAGAAGCAGACAAGAUCAGGUUCGAAGAUGAGCAUGACCAAGGUUCGGCAGCCGCCGACUACGAUAUGCGAUGUCGGAAAUGCAGACGUACACUAGCAACAUCUCAAUAUCUCAUCAACCACCAAGCCACUCAAGCAGCUGCAUCAAACCCGAAAAACACAUCCUCGACCUGCUCGCACUACUUCCUGGAUCCACUCUCUUGGAUGCGCCCAGAGCUUGAACAAGGCAAACUUGACGGACGAUUGGAAUGUCCCAAGUGCAAGGCUAAUGUUGGAAAGUACGCGUGGCAAGGUAUGCAGUGCAACUGUGGGGAUUGGAUCUUGCCCGCCAUCAGCCUGGCGAAGAGCAAGAUUGAUGAAGUGAAGUCGAGACCACAGGGAGAUUCCAACUUUGGGAUUCGCGUGCCACCAUCAGCGGCCGGUCGCAAGGCUGGAGCCGGGCAGGGCAAUCUUUGA
Messenger RNA from Ramularia collo-cygni, 978 nucleotides. RefSeq names its product related to dual specificity phosphatase. Gene Ontology annotation, biological process: protein dephosphorylation. The coding region runs from base 1 to 978 and encodes 325 amino acids. Lineage: Eukaryota; Fungi; Ascomycota; Dothideomycetes; Mycosphaerellales; Mycosphaerellaceae. The transcript is spliced from 4 exons. Gene Ontology annotation, cellular component: nucleus. The record is from RefSeq and is a predicted model, not a curated record. Gene Ontology annotation, molecular function: protein tyrosine/serine/threonine phosphatase activity.